Messenger RNA from Cyprinodon tularosa, 1256 nucleotides. RefSeq names its product adenosine receptor A2b-like. Bases 22 to 1185 code for a protein of 387 amino acids. The record is from RefSeq and is a predicted model, not a curated record. Gene Ontology annotation, cellular component: membrane. Gene Ontology annotation, biological process: G protein-coupled adenosine receptor signaling pathway; vasodilation; adenylate cyclase-activating G protein-coupled receptor signaling pathway. Lineage: Eukaryota; Metazoa; Chordata; Actinopteri; Cyprinodontiformes; Cyprinodontidae. The transcript has a single exon. Gene Ontology annotation, molecular function: G protein-coupled adenosine receptor activity.
UCUUCUUCAUUGCAUGGGUCCAUGAACAAACUUUGGUUAGACAAAGAAAAAUAUGACUCAGCAAUCUCACUGAUUUCUCUUCUAUCUGUUUUUAGGAGAAUAAUGGGAAACCCUCUGGCUUCAUUGUACCCCCAUGAUGUCCAACACAGCCCCCCCUCAGCUCGUCUAGAUCCCCUGAAUUUCUCAUCUGUUUCCAUGUCACCGCCUCCAUCUGCUGAUGUGGUGACUCCCCCAAAUGUGCCGUACAUGACGGCUGAGCUCAUCAUCGCCUUUUUAUCGACUCUGGGUAAUUUGCUGGUCUGUGCUGCCGUGGGUCUCAACAGCAAAUUACGCACAGUCACCAACUACUUCCUGGUGUCGCUGGCGGUUGCGGAUAUCUGCGUGGGUAUGAUCGCCAUUCCUUGUGCCAUCCUGACAGGCGCUGGCUUACCUCGUUAUAACCUCUACCUUUGCCUCCUCAUGCUCAGCGUUCUGAUCAUGUUCACUCAGAGCUCCAUCUUUAGCCUCCUGGCCGUAGCUGUAGAGCGCUACGUCGCCAUCUUCAUGCCUUUCCGUUACCGCGUCCUGAUGACGCCUCGGAACGCGGUUCUGGUCAUCCUCGCCACAUGGUUCCUGGCCUUCCUCAUCGGGCUGGUGCCGCUCAUGGGCUGGCACAAGACGCCGCCCGACUCGGGCUACUGCUUCUUUGUCCUGGUGGUGGACAUGACCUACAUGGUCUACUUUAACUUCUUCGCCUGUGUGCUGGUGCCUCUGAUCAUCAUGUUUCUCAUCUACGCUCAGAUCUUCGUCACGGUCAAGCAGCAAGUGCGACGAAUAGGACCGGAUCAGCGGAGCAGAGCAGACGGCCAGAGCCGAGCGGCAGCCAGCAUGCGGAGGGAGAUGAAGAUGGCCACCUCUCUCUUCCUGGUCCUUUUCCUCUUCACGGUCUGCUGGAUCCCUCUUCACAUCAUUAACUGCUUCCUGCUGCUCUGCCCUCGCUGCCCCGUGCCGUUAGAGCUGCUGCUGGCCGCCAUCAUCCUAUCGCACGCCAACUCUGCCGUCAAUCCGUUCCUUUAUGCAUACACCAUGACAGCUUUCAGGGACACUUUUAAGGCCAUUUUCUUGUGCUGCACGACGUUCAGAAGCAGAGACGCGCCAAACUUGUCCGACAGAGGAGAGGAAACAAAUUCAAGGCCUAAAAAGUGAUCCUGUAGAUAUUUCUCUGCAUUUUCCAAUCAAAACAUACUAAAUUAACCCUUUAGAGGAAACUAAGUGAA